UAGAAAAUGAUUUAUUCGUGCAUACCCUGUUUGGUGGUGUGAUUUCCCCUCAAGUAUUCAUUGGUAAAGCUAGUGAUUUAAGUAAAUUAUAGUUUUUGGUCGCUUGGUUCCAAAAACUCCUAUCCCCCACCGGCAGCCGUGAAAAAUCUGCAUUCUUUCACCAGCAAAAAACCAAAAGAGUCAAGGCAUAGACAUGAAGUGCCAAGGAUGGAAUAAUCAAAUGUUUGUUGUUUUGUGGAGAAUUGGAGAUACAGCAAAAGGCAAAAGCCGCUGCUGCUAGUCAUAGGCAGGCACCGCUGCUGCUAGUCAUAGGCAGGCAGGCAGACCCCAUUAGAUUUGCCCCAUCGUCAGUCAGAUGAUCAGAUGCUGACACACCUCCCCACGGGUUUCACAUAACACUCUUCAACCUCAACUUGACAGACAGAGAGACACCGUUUGUGAUUUAAGUUCAACACACACACAACACUUAAUAUUUCUUAAACUCUGUUUUAGUGUUUACGUAACCUAUCUUAUAAUACUAGCAUUCUUUCUUGUGUUUCCAGUUAUGGUCACCAGGCUUUCCUGAGAAUUAAGUCAAUUAAGCAAUGCAAGAUCCAAGUUUGACCUCAAUGAAGCAGCAUGAAACACCAACAACCCUAAAACCAGCAGCGUGCAAGCUUACACCCAUGUCGCACUUGCAGAGCACAACCCCUUCUCGCUGUAGAGUCAACUCCAAGCCUAUAAAUCAUUCAGCAAAAGCGGAAGCAAGGCCCGAAACUGCAACUCCUCAUGUCAAGGACAGCACGAAGAACAGCAGUAAGUCUCUGCUGCUGAACAAGCCUAAAUCUGGAGACCAACCACAAGUUGUGGGAUCUCAUCACAAGGGUAGAGUUGUGGAGCAAUUUGCCCGGCCUAGGCGUCUUAACGCUAAUCUUACUAAGAAGAGCGAAGAAAGCAGAAGCGCAAUAGAGAAGAAUAAUAUUGAUGAGCUGAGAGAGAAGCUAAGUUGUAGUGAGGCUUUGGUUAAAGAUUUGCGGACUCAGGUGCUGGGUUUGAAGGCAGAAUUGGAUGGGGCACGGAGCUUGAAUAUGGAGCUGGAGUCUCUGAACAGAAAGCUUAACGAGGAUCUUGUCGCUGCUGAAGCAAAGAUAGCAGCUCUUGCAAGCCGUGACAAGGUCCAGCUGCAGAGGGAAUCAAAUGGAGAUGACCAGAGCUUCAAAUUCAAGGACAUUCAGGAAUUCAUUGCCAACAAAUUGGAACACCCAAAAAUUACAAGGGAGGCAAUCAAGGAGAUAAGAACAGUUCAAACGCCAUUACCCCAACCUGCUCGUUUGACAACAAAACUUGCCGGUGCAGAGCCAUGUGCAAAAGCAGUUUCCUCUCCGCCACCACCGCCACCGCCACCUCGGCCCCCUGCUAAAACAACUACCACUCCAAAGGCUGAUUCCUCUGUAGUGGUCCCUCUACAAUGUUACAACUCAUUGUCAUUGACAAGGCAAGAAAGGAAAAAGUAUCCUCCAGCAGCAGCAGCAUGGAAUCACAACAAACCCACCGUUAUUAGCGCACAUAGUAGCAUAGUUGGUGAAAUUCAAAAUCGAUCAGCUCAUCUGCUGGCUAUAAAAGCGGAUGUUGAAACAAAAGGGGAAUUCAUCAACAGUCUCAUCCACAAAGUCUUGGCUGCAGCUCAUACAGAUAUAGAAGAUGUCCUGAAAUUUGUGGAUUGGCUUGACAGCGAACUUUCGUCAUUGGCUGAUGAGCGAGCAGUGUUAAAGCAUUUUAAGUGGCCAGAGAGGAAAGCUGAUGCCAUGCGAGAAGCUGCUAUUGAAUAUCGUGAUCUAAAAUUGUUGGAAAAUGAGAUUUCUUCAUAUGAGGAUGAUACUAGCAUUCCGUGUGGAGCUGCCUUGAAGAGGCUGGCUGGCCUACUAGACAAGUCGGAAAAGAGCAUGCAAAGGCUUAUCAAACUGAGAAACUUAGUAAUGCAUUCUUAUCAAGAGUAUAAGAUUCCAAUUGAUUGGAUGCUUGAUUCAGGAAUCACGUGUAAGAUAAAGCAGGGUUCUAUGAAGCUGGCCACGUUGUACAUAAAGAGGGUGGCAACGGAGCUUCAAUUGGUCCGUAGUUUAGACAAGGAAUCUGCUCAAGGGGCACUGCUUCUUCAAGUCAUGCAUUUUGCACAUAAGGUUCAACAGUUUGCUGGAGGUCUUGAUUCAGAAACAUUGUGUGCUUUUGAAGAGAUUAGGCAGUGCAUUCCAAGACACCUGGUAGGAUCCAAAGAAUUGUUGGCCGGAAUAGCCUCCCCAUGAAGUUUUACUGAUCGGAAUGUGAGUUUAGUUGAAUCCAAAGAAUUGUUGGCUCCAGUAGAUUCCAUGUUGUAAAAAUGAAAGAUUUUACCAUUUACAUUUUAAUUUUUUUAUAUAAAAAUAAAUAAAAAAUAUAAAUAGUAAAAGUAUUUACUAAUGGGAAGCUAAGUGUAUGUAAAGUUAUAUAGCUACUACAUAGAUUUGGUUUGUUGAACAUUAAGUGUAUGACCAGUUGUCCUCCGUGGAAUGAGUAGUGGUAUUUGUGGAAACAUUUUUCCAACAGCUGCAAGAAAAGAAAAAGCUCUGGGAUAAUAUGGAUGGAGAAACAGACGGUGCAUUGAAUGUAAAUUCAGAAGGAUGUAGCAUAUUACUCUGCCGUGAAUGUGAGUAUAGAAUAUAUAUGUAGCAUAUUAUCAGGGUACCUUAAUUCGGAAACUAGGUUCAUAUCUA
This is a messenger RNA of Theobroma cacao (cacao), 2726 nucleotides long. The record is from RefSeq and is a predicted model, not a curated record. Lineage: Eukaryota; Viridiplantae; Streptophyta; Magnoliopsida; Malvales; Malvaceae.